This is a messenger RNA of Phialemonium atrogriseum, 1233 nucleotides long. RefSeq lists its product as uncharacterized. Lineage: Eukaryota; Fungi; Ascomycota; Sordariomycetes; Cephalothecales; Cephalothecaceae. The transcript has 2 exons. Bases 206 to 811 code for a protein of 201 amino acids. The record is from RefSeq and is a predicted model, not a curated record.
GAAUCUGGGUUGCAAAGCUGCCGAACAGGUAUAAAGAACCAUGAUUAUCUCCUUCGGCUGACAGUAGACACCGUGGUAUCCACAUGUUCCGCUGAACUACACAAUCCCUUCUUCUCCGCCCGAUAUGGCAUAUCUUCUCUAGAAGCUUGACUCCAAUUCGAUUUCCCCUUCUACCUUUUUCUUUUCUUUCGCACUUCUAUUCAACAUGCCUACAUACACGGAAGAUGACCUCGAUGGUCUCGAGGAGGCUGCUGAGAACGCAAGCCCAGAUCAACAGUCGAUAGGCCUGGAAUUUGUGGCCGGGGUUCUUGAAGGGAACUCCAUUACCUACGGUGUCAUGGGAGGAAUGAACUUCUAUCUGCCUGGUUCGGGCCGCGCGACCGGAGAUGUUGACAUUGCCGUGGACAAUCCGCCCCGGAUGGGUGACCUGCUGACUGUCUUUGACAACCAAGAGAGGGUUUUCAGGCCGGCCAACAGGAUGCAGUGGGUUUCUGGCGUCGCUAGGAUCUUCGUCAGUGUCCAAAGUCAGCUCGUACAGCUCGAUCUCAAGCCCAAGGGAGCUGAGGGCCAUCUCAUCCCCAGUAAUAUUGCGGGAUCCGUCGACAGGAUGAGCUUCAGAACUACCCAGGGUCCCUUCGACUGCUACCUGUUGGCAAUCGGGCCACUCGUGGCAGCCAAAAUCGCCAUGCCCCGCACCCCCUCUCCCCCGGCCAGCCAGGCACCCGGGCUCGGCCCUGGAGGCAACGGCCGAGGAAGCAGCGGCGGGGCCGUCUACGGCGGCUACCAGGGGCGGUGUCCAGUCAAGCACUAGGGGACGAGGGGGCGGUGCCGGUUACGGCAAUGGUGGCCAGGGCUCUUCUUCCUCAACGUCUUCCAGGCACAAGGCCUUGGCAUCAUCCUCCAGUGCCGGUCAAUCCUCUUCCAGCCGUGCACCGCAGGACGGUGACAAGUCCAAGGACGGGUAUUGGAAGUACAGCACCAAGCACAAAGACUGGUACCACAAGCACAGCAACGGGGAGUAUUCGUGGACAUCUAAGAAAUAGUUGUCCAGGCAGGUUAUCACGUUAGUAGGAGGUUUAAGGGGCAACUCGAAGAGAACUUGGGUAAUGUAACGGCUUUGUACUCCUGCCUUCUUGUCUUGAGAUUUGAAAUUGGCGUUUAAUUGGUUGGUAUUACUUAGUUUACAUGAUCAAACUCGACAUCUGGACAAAACAUGAACUAGAUUUUGUUCUA